This is a messenger RNA of Coturnix japonica (Japanese quail), 3037 nucleotides long. Lineage: Eukaryota; Metazoa; Chordata; Aves; Galliformes; Phasianidae. The record is from RefSeq and is a predicted model, not a curated record.
GUUCGGGCGGUACCGGUCCGCAGAGCCCUCGCUGAUCCCCUCUACAGCCAUGAGCUCGUACGGCUACGACCCGUUCUUCCCCUCUUACAAGCGGCGUUAUGCUGACAGCCCCCGGCUGCACGUCUCCGCGAUGCGGAGCGGUGGUUACAGCUCAGCUCGCUCGGCGUAUUCCAGCCUCUCCGCACCCGUCUCCUCCGUGUCUGUGCGCCGCAGUUACGCCACCUCCAGCGCUUCAGGCUCCCUCCUGCACUCGGUAGACAGCCUAGAUCUAAGCCAGGUAGCCGCCAUCAGCAACGACCUCAAGUCGAUCCGUAGCCAAGAGCGGGCCCAGCUGCAGGAUCUCAAUGACCGCUUCGCUUGUUUCAUCGAGCGGGUGCACGAGCUGGAGCAGCAGAACAAAGUGCUGGAGGCCGAGCUGCUGGUGCUGCGGCAGAAACACGCCGAGCCGUCCCGUUUCAGAGCCCUCUACGAGCAGGAGAUCCGCGAGCUCCGCUUGGCCGCCGAGGAAGCGACGAGCGAGAAGCAAGCGCUGCAAGGAGAGAGGGAGAGCUUGGAGGAGACCCUGAGGGGGCUGCAGGCUCGCUACGAAGAGGAGGUGCUGAGCCGCGAGGAUGCUGAGGCUCGACUGCUGGAGGUGCGCAAGGGAGCGGAUGAAGCAGCGCUGGCACGAGCGGAGCUGGAAAAGCGCGUGGACAGCCUGCUGGAUGAGCUGGCCUUCCUUAAGAAGGUGCACGAGGAAGAGCUGGCCGAGCUGCAAGCUCAGAUCCAAUACGCUCAUCUGUCGGUGGAGAUGGACGUGUCGGCCAAGCCCGAUCUGUCGGCUGCGCUGCGCGAUAUCCGCGCUCAGUACGAGAAGCUGGCGGCUCGUAACAUGCAGAACGCCGAGGAAUGGUUCCGAAGCCGCUUCACUGUGCUCAGCGAAAGCGCUGCUAAGAACACAGACGCCGUCCGAGCCGCCAAGGAUGAGGUAUCCGAGAGCCGCAGGCUGCUUAAGGCCAAGACGCUGGAGAUCGAAGCUACCCGUGGUAUGAACGAAGCGCUGGAGAAGCAGCUGCAGGAGCUGGAGGAGAAACAGAGCGCUGAUAUCUCAGCGCUGCAGGAUACAAUCAACAAACUAGAGAAUGAAUUGAGAACCACAAAGAGCGAGAUGGGUCGGUACCUAAAGGAAUACCAGGAUCUGCUCAACGUCAAACUGGCCCUGGACAUUGAGAUUGCUACCUACAGGUAUGAUGGGGGAGGUGUUUCAAUAAACCAUAAUGUGAAUUAGGUUCUCCUUUUUAUGCGUAUUCCUACUUAGUUUUCCUCCAGCAGAGAGUGCCAUUGGUGGCAGAAUUUAAUAAGAUUUUCUCCUUGGCUUUCUAUUUGGAAGAAGCAGCGCUUUUAAGGUAACAGCUUGUGUUAAACAGAAUCUGUGCUGCAUAGCAAACAUGAACAUCAUACUGUUCAUAUAUAUAUAUAUAUGCAUAGGGAAUUAGGAACUCAGCUGUGUAAUCUCAGUUCUCCAUCUUUACAAGUAAAGUGUGUUCUUGUACCUAGGAGCUCAAAUCUCUUCGCUCUACAAUGCUUUUAUAUCAUUAAGACUUGUUAAUAUAGGUGGCUUUAUUCUCAGGACUUAAAAUCCCUUAGACACCUUUAACAAUGAGGUUUCUUUCUAACUCACAAGCUGUGCCUUGCUAAGCCAUUAUCUUACUAAAGAAUUACUUUUAAAUAGCAAAAAGAAAUCAUCCUGGAUGCCAGUAAGUGCUGAAAUGGUUUCUAAGAGCCCCACAGGGGGAAUACUGAAGGUGGCUAUAAACCUUGUCUUACAGUUAACUGUGGCAUAGAGCUGUUACAUCCAUACUGUUGUCUGGAACAACAUAGCUUAUUGAAAUACAUCUGUAUUUCUACCUGUUGUAGAAACCUAAUCCUGGGGGUGUGUUCCCCAUUGUUUCUCCCAAUGAGAAGUACUGAUUCCAAAGUAAUACACAACUCUGAAGCUUUAAAAUUUUCCCAAGAUCAGGCUGCUAUUGCUGUACCAUUAAUAUGGUUAUAUUUGCACUCCUGAGUAUGCAGCCUCUAGAGCUUGUGCUGCUCAAAGCAUAUUGGCCCAUAGCUGAGUCUGCAGCAUAGCUAAGGCAUCUGCUUGCUUGUUCUUUCUGCUAGGAAACUGCUGGAAGGUGAAGAGACCCGACUCAGUUUCACCAGUGUUGGGAGCAUCACCAGUGGCUACACCCAGACUGCCCCCACCUUCGGCAGGUCUGCCUACAGCGGGCUCCAGUCCACCUCCUACUUGAUGACAACCCGUUCCUUCCCCACGUAUUACUCUAGUCAUGUCCAGGAAGAACAGAUUGAAAUAGAGGAAACAAUUGAGGCUGCUAAAGCAGGAGAAGCCAAGGCAGCCCCUGCAGAGGAAGGUGAGGAGGAAGAGAAAGAGGAAGGUGAGGAGGAAGAAGCAGGAGGUGAAGAGGCUGAAGAAGAGGAGGAAGGUGCUAAGGAAGAAUCAGAAGAAGGCAAAGAAGGGGAGGAGGAAGAAGGAGAAGAAACAGCAGCUGAAGAUGGAGAGGAGUCUCAAGAAACUGCUGAGGAAACUGGAGAGGAGGAGAAGGAAGAGAAAGAAGCAGCAGGAAAGGAAGAAACUGAAGUGAAGAAGAAGGCCUGAAUUCCAGGCAGCCUGGCUGUCAUCAAGCUAAACUCUGAUUGACUGAGCUAAAAUUGCAGUCUCACAUAUUUAUUUCAGUGACCACUGAGGUUUAAAGUUAAUGAUCUAUGAUGUUUCUCUCUAUGUGGAGUAUCAGUAUGCUGCUUGCAGAGCACCCACUGGCUUGCUCCCUGAGUGCUGCAUGGUCUACACGUAUGAAUUCAGGGGUUAUGUCCUACUUGGGUGAUUCAGAAUCAUUACAUUUAAAAAGGGGGGCAAAAAAUAAGUCAUGGGAAUGAAAGUUAUCUCUAAUGUGCAUUAAAAAUAAUUAUGGAAACCUUGGGUGGGUAAAAUAAUGGAGGCUUCAAUAAGUACGUGCAAUAAAGCUAGUCAAUAAAGUUACAGAAAUGCUUACACAGA